GACAACCUUGAACUAAAUGAAAAAAAAACCAAAGACAGACACACAGAUAAUUUCAGUAUCUUAUAUACUAUAAUGCCAUUUUAUUUUAUAUAUUUUCUUUUAUACACAAUGUAGUAAAAUUUUGCACGAAGCAGUAUUCGUCGACAUCCUCCACCUAAAGCACAGCAUCACACUUGGAGUUGCUUUAACCAUGACACAAAUCCCAGCAGCUGUGCAGAAGAAAAUUACAGUGCUGAACCAACACAAUGAGAAACUAGUUGGAGUGUUGCAUGAUACUGGAUCUACGGAGAUGGUUGUCUUGUGUCAUGGAUUCAAGUCCUCGAAGGAUUUCAACACUAUAGUGAACCUUGCUGUUGCUCUGGAGAAAGAAGGAAUCAGUGCAUUUCGCUUUGAUUUUCCUGGAAAUGGAGAAAGUGAAGGUUCAUUUCAGUAUGGUAACUACCACGGAGAGGCGGAUGACUUGCAUUCUGUGGUUGAAUAUUUCAAUGGAGCAAACCGCAAAGUAAUGGCGAUCCUUGGACAUAGUAAAGGAGGGGGUGUUGUGCUUCUAUAUGCUUCUAAGUACCAUGAUGUUCACACAGUCAUCAAUUUGUCUGCCCGUUAUAUUCUAGAGAAAGGAAUUGCAAGGCGCUUGGGCGAGGACUUUCUGGAAAUAAUCAAGAAGGAUGGCUUCAUUGAUGUUAAAAAUAGAGCAGGAGACGUUGAUUACCGUGUUACCGAAGAAAGUUUAAUGGAGCGAAUUAAUACAAACAUGCAUGAUGCAUGCCUUCAAAUUGACAAAGGAUGCAGGGUAUUGACAGUUCAUGGAUCUGCUGAUGAAGUUGUUCCAGUGGAGGAUGCUUUAGAGUUCGAUAAAAUCAUACCAAACCACAAGUUACAUAUCAUUGAAGGAGCCGAUCAUUGCUAUACGUCACACCAAGCUGAGUUACCGCCUUUGGUCUUGCCAUUCAUAAAGGAAGGUCUGCAGCAGAACUAGAAUAUCUUGUUUUAGCUGAACUUGCCGGCAAUGCAGAACCUUUUUCGCAUCAUGCAUACAUCUAUCACUACGUGGGGAUUCUUCACUCUAGAUUUUGAAUGGCAUUUAGAUUUGUAUCUUGAGCUUUCAAAAUAAAGCCUUUUAAACCUGCAGACUACCACAUUUUACCUAUUCUAUGUUGGCCGUCUCUCAUUUCAAUUUAUAACAAUAAUACUACUACUCCUUGUUUCACUUUUA
This is a messenger RNA of Capsicum annuum, 1213 nucleotides long. RefSeq lists its product as uncharacterized. Gene Ontology annotation, cellular component: cytosol. NCBI's taxonomy places the organism in Eukaryota, Viridiplantae, Streptophyta, Magnoliopsida, Solanales, Solanaceae. The record is from RefSeq and is a predicted model, not a curated record. The coding region runs from base 191 to 976 and encodes 261 amino acids. The transcript has 8 exons.